AUGGAUUUUACACUUCCAAAAUGUAAGGACCAUCCAAAUCAUACUUGUGAAUUCUUGUGCAGGCAAUGUAGAGCUGUGAUUUGUGGUAAAUGUCUUAUCAAUUCCCACAACAAGCAUUUCAUGGAAGAUCUUGAAGAUGUCUGGAAAUCAAAGAAAGAGAUAAUUGAGAAAGAUCGUGAAGUCGUUACACUUUAUCGCGAUCUUGAAGAGAAUAUCGCUUUGGAGGAGGAAGAAAUGAAAAAGAAAUACGAAUCCAUAGAAAAUGACAUCAUACAACAUGGAAAAAGGCUUGAAGAAGCUGUAAGGAAAGCCAAAGAUAGUUAUCUGGAAAGGUUAACCGAGAAAAAGAAAGAAGAGUUUAUACUCCUGAAGAAACAGAAAGAUGUCAUCAAAAACAAUUUAGAAAAAGUUCGCAAAAUGGAUCUUGUUAUACCAGAUAGUCGCAGUACCAGUGAAGAAAUCCUCGCCUUCUGUACGUUAGACGUUAAACCUCUACCUGAGGUGCCGAAACUUAAAAAGACAUCACCUCCAGAUUUUGUUCCAAAUAUGAACUUGUUGGAGGGAAUAACCGAAAAUUUUGCAAACCUAGCAAUUUGA
This is a messenger RNA of Saccostrea cuccullata (small rock oyster), 597 nucleotides long. Its product is annotated as E3 ubiquitin-protein ligase rnf168-like. Lineage: Eukaryota; Metazoa; Mollusca; Bivalvia; Ostreida; Ostreidae. Gene Ontology annotation, molecular function: ubiquitin protein ligase activity; zinc ion binding. The record is from RefSeq and is a predicted model, not a curated record. The transcript has a single exon. Gene Ontology annotation, biological process: protein monoubiquitination. The coding region runs from base 1 to 597 and encodes 198 amino acids.